CAUCUGUCAAUGUCAAAUGUCAACCGGUUACCCUGAAAAGGCUAGCGGCUAGAAGUAGAAGUAGAAAAUAGAAAUUUUCUAUUUUAUAUAUUUCUAGGCUUCAUAUUUACGAAAAAGAAUAAAAUAUUUAGACCAUCACUUAUCCACCAAGAUAUCUCAUUUAUUUUCACUAUUAAAAUUUCCAGAGUACAGCGGUUGUGUUUAAGUGGUUUAAUUUUUAAGCGUUCAAAGAUAUUAUAUUUACCUCAAGAAGAUAAACUACAGCUCAAUUAUUUUAACUUUAUUUAGCAGCAGACUUGCCGAAUUCAAUAGGAUACAUUAUUAAGUAUUGACAUUCAUAAUAUAGGUACCACAGCAAAAAUAUUACUGAAACAAUUUUUAAGGCCCUUGUUUUGGGCAACUUCAAGACCAAUGUCCAAAAGCAGGGAUUUUGCAUCAAAUAUUCAACAAAACGAAGGGUAUAAUGGAGAAAAACUUAUAUAUCCAGCUGCUUCCCGAAAUAAAGAACCAAUAUUACAAGUUCUGAAAAGAUUUAUUCUAUGUGAUGUUGAUCAAAUUGAAGACGAAAGCCCAUUGUUUCUGGAAAUAGCAUCAGGGUCUGGCCAGCAUGUAGCUCACUUUGCUCCCAAUUUUCCAGGUGUCAAAUUCCAACCAAGUGACAUUGAUAUGAAUUUAUUUGGAAGUAUUUCCUAUUAUGCUAAUCACUGCCAUACAAAAAAUAUAUUGCAACCUAUAUUAUUAGAUGUACGGAACAAGUUUUCAAACUAUGGUUUUGAAGAGAGUACAAUCGAUUAUAUGUACAGUGCUAAUUUGAUUCAUAUCAGCCCAUAUGAAUGUACAAUUGGAUUAUUUCAAAAUGCAGGCUCAUAUUUAAAAUCUGAAGCUCUGAUGAUAACUUAUGGACCUUACAGUAAAGAUGGUGUCAUAACACCACAAAGUAACAUUGAUUUUAAUGCAUCUCUUAAGGCUAGAAAUCCAUCAUGGGGAUUGAGAGAUAUAAGUGAUCUUAUAAAGUUGGGAGAAGAUAAUAAUUUAUCACUUAUAGACACUGUAGAGAUGCCUUCAAAUAAUUAUACACUGAUUUGGAAAAAAGAUUAGUAAUAAAAUUGCAUAAAUUAGAAAUUAAAUAACAUAUUUAACCAAAUAGAAAUAUGUAUUUAAAUUACACUGAAAUAAGAAGUAGAGCUAUGUAUUAUACCAGUUUUGUGAUAAACAUUUAAAACUCUUAAGCCCGCAGUACACAAUGGCCCAUGCUGAUCCAUUGCAAUGGCAAUACAAUGGUGUACACGGGGUAAUUGUAUAUUAUGAUGGCGCGCAAUUGUCUUUCGUGGCGCGCAAUUGGGCACACUUAAAGGAAUCGUGGCGUAGUGUGCCCUGUGGUGUUCACACAAUGGGCCAGUGUUUAGUUCGUCACCGACCGCUGACUGCGAUAGUGCACUUUUUUGUUGCUAGAAUUUUAUUUUUAUAUUAAAAUAUAGUAUUUGAUUGCCUAAAAUAUCAGUAUCGUGGAGCAAUGAAGAAAUUUUCAGGUUUAUUGAUUUAUAACAAUCUGAGCGCUGUAUGUCCAUCGCAAGUGGCUUGCCAGGCAACAAUGAGACAUGGGCCAUUGUGUGAACAGCAAUUGAUCUUGGCCUAUAGUUGUGCAUUGUAAAGCGUGGCAUGUCACAGGUCAUUGUGUACUGGGAGCUUUAGCAUUACAUGUAUACCUAUUGCAAUGUAAAAAAAAAUUAAUGGUGCUUUUGCAUAUUUUCAUUUUUAUACAAUUUAUUGUAUUUUCUGUGGGUUCAGAUUUGCUUUGUAACCUACUUAUAUUUUAAUUAAAAAUGUAAACAAG
This is a messenger RNA of Colias croceus (clouded yellow), 1834 nucleotides long. RefSeq names its product methyltransferase-like 26. Bases 412 to 1098 code for a protein of 228 amino acids. Lineage: Eukaryota; Metazoa; Arthropoda; Insecta; Lepidoptera; Pieridae. The record is from RefSeq and is a predicted model, not a curated record. The transcript has 2 exons.